Messenger RNA from Schizosaccharomyces japonicus yFS275, 402 nucleotides. RefSeq names its product DUF1715 family protein. The coding region runs from base 1 to 402 and encodes 133 amino acids. The transcript has a single exon. The record is from RefSeq and is a predicted model, not a curated record. NCBI's taxonomy places the organism in Eukaryota, Fungi, Ascomycota, Schizosaccharomycetes, Schizosaccharomycetales, Schizosaccharomycetaceae.
AUGGUGUUUGACGAAGUGCUAGAGAUGGAGGAAUCCAUCUACCGCGAAGGCUAUGAGGAGGGUCUGAAAAACGGUGAAAAGGAAGGACGUCAGGAGGCACUCCUUUUUGGACUAGAACAUGCGUACAACCGAUUUCUCCUGCUCGGAGAAAUACAGGGCCGCUGUACGGUCUGGUUGGCGCAUGCGGACGAGCACCCAAAGUUGAGGAAGGCAAAACGUCAUUUGGAGCAGUUAGAUCAACUACUCCAAAAGGUGCCUUUUCACAACGAGACAAAGGAUGUCGAACACUCGUUUGACACGUUUUGGAACAAAAUUGAAGCAAAAUGCCGGCUCCUGUCUAGCGUCCUUGGCACCAAAAUCCUUCCAACAAAACCCGUUGACAAGUUAGACGGUUUUGAAUAA